CGAACAACCACUGGGCGGUGAUGGACCAUUCCACUCCUUCGAACACAAACUUCCUCGCCGUUAACAUUUCUCGCUCGCCUUUGAUACCCAUGCUUAGUAGCUCUGAUCUGACGACGCGUCAUGAAUCGCUCCCAACCUUGCCAAUUGCCGUGCCAAUGCAUGCCGCCUCUUCAAUCCUGACUUUACUCAAAGCCGCCAACGAUGAUUUGCUAGCUCACGUCGCCCGUGUUCAAGAUGUCAUCAAAGAGACUUGCGAGUUAUUGGAUCUACAGUAUGGGAAGGCGACUUGAGACUGGAACGCACGGGACCUGAUCAAUAUAUAUGUUGUAUCCCCCCUGUAUAUCCACCACUUGUUCUGUAACGACCACAACCAUGUCCGCGAGUACCCACCAAGGCACUGCUCAUCAACUCGAGACUAAACUCGCCCAUCGACCCGAGAAGGCUGAACUCGUCGAGCGGAAUAUAUUGAAGGACGACAGGGGAUUGGCUCCUGCAUUGGUCGCUGCCAAGGAGAAGCUCCAGAAGGCUCGGCUCGAAGACCAAUUGGCCAAUGCCAUCGCCCAUCGCCCCGACCGCGAGCAGCUCGAGAAGACCGGCAUAUUGAAAGAUUCCAUUCAAGGCGAAGAAGCGCCUGCUUCAGCGUGAAAUAAGUAGUUGCAAUGCACCUGUAAGAUAAUGUACACCUGGAACAUGCAUUCAAUCGCCACGAGAGCUCCUGUUCUUUAACCUCUCCCUCAUCUGGGAAGCAGCCCGAAGGGUGCCUGCUCCACCAGCCCAACCUCGUUGUCGCAGCCAUCCCACAAGCGACGGCGUGAGGUACGCAGUCAAUCCCACUCGGAUGGGAAGGAAUAGGGUUUUAUGCACCGUGUAUGCCAAUAUGAGCAUGGCAUACAAGCCUUCAUAUCCGCCCCCCAUUGUAGUUGCUGAGUCCAAUUCAUCCCGUCCUGGCUCCGGAGGUUUCGAGUGAAUCAUUCCGAGCGCAAAUUCCUUGGCGGUUGUAGUCAGACGCUCGACGUAUUCUGCACCAAUGACAUUGAUGAGGCCGAAAGCAACACCAAAAUCCAGGGCAGAGAGAAUGAUGUAGACACCGAGCGCAUACCAUCCAUAAGAUUUGAAGAGAUGCUUGAGACGUUGCAUCCUUGUCGCAUCGGGAGGUAAUGGAGAUGAGUCUUGGAGCGGAGGCGAUGACAGACGCGCAGGAAAGUGCGUAAAAAGACGAGAGUUGGAGGAGCGUGGUGCCAUGGUGAGGGGCAGAGGGGUCGGACGCAGAACUCGGAAGGUAGGCAGAAUUGCGGGAGACGUUCGCAAGAGAGGCAUUCUCGAAAGAAAGCGUCUUAUCAUCAUGGUGGUGAGGAGGGUACGGUCUGUAAGUGCUUUAGCAUCACGGAGGGCGACACAUUCGGAGAAAGGCACUUGCAAACAGAAAGAAUGAGUUCG
Messenger RNA from Mycena citricolor, 1437 nucleotides. The record is from the annotation of a GenBank genome assembly. Lineage: Eukaryota; Fungi; Basidiomycota; Agaricomycetes; Agaricales; Mycenaceae.